GAUAAACAGUUCUAAGAACCGAAGGAAAAACAACACUAUUAAUCCUUCAUACACAGCAUUUUACCUGUUUUUUGCAUAUCUGUUUCGUUUCUGUCACAAAUAUACCUUUUUUCUGGGAACAACGGGCCUUAAGAAGUCAGUAAAUGUCAGUCGGGCCGUGCAAAACAUCGGCAGUAUCUAUCGCAUCAAGAUCGCUCGUCACUAGCCACUAAAAAGAUAAUUUCGUAAAAUUGCGUUGUAUAUGGACUGCUAAAAUUCGUAAGUCGUAAUAACCGUAGAGUAUUUAGUGCAAGGACUCUAGUAAAAGGACUGCAAGCUGCGUGAAGUGUUUGCGGCACUUGUUGGAUCUGCCUUAACUGCGCAAAUAUAGUUUUGCCAUCGAGUCAGAGAUAUUGCAACAACAAAACAGUGAAAAACGUGUGUGCGCUUGCUGAAGAAAGCAUUUUUUUAAAUUUCGGAGUAAAAACCCAGGAUGCCUAAGCGUGGUGGCGGCGGCGGCGGUGGAGGCGGUGGCGGCGGCGGUCGACAGCAGUACAACAACAACAUAGGCAAUGGCGGCGGCGGUGGCGGCGGACGUUACUCCGCACUCGAAGAUUAUGAUGAAGUGGAGGACCGCCAGCGGCGCAAGGAUCGCAACAAGCGUCGCGUCAGCUUUAAGCCUUCCCAGUUUCCACACAACAAGAAGGACAUCAAGUUGCGUCCCGAGGAUUUGCGGCGCUGGGACGAGGAUGACGAUAUGAGCGAUAUGACCACAACCGUCAAGCAGGACCGACCCAGCUCCCGACGACGAGGAUCACCCAUUCCGCGCGGAAAGUUUGGCAAACUGAUGCCCAACAGCUUUGGCUGGUAUCAAGUGACGUUACAAAAUGCACAGAUAUACGAAAAGGAAACACUUUUGCGGGCCCUAUUGGCAGCGAUGUCGCCCCACGUCUUCAUCCCGCAAUAUUGGCGGGCAGAACGCAACUGCGUGGUCUUCUUCACCGACGACUACGAGGUGGCCGAGCGCAUCCAACAUCUGGGCAGGCACGCCCAGCUCCCCGAUGGUUAUAGGCUAAUGCCACGCGUGCGCAGCGGAAUACCACUGGUGGCCAUCGACGAUGCCUUCAAGGAGAAGAUGAAGGUCACCAUGGCCAAGCGGUUCAACUUGCAGACCAAGGCAUUGGAUCUCUCCCGAUUCCAUGCCGACCCCGAACUCAAACAGAUCUUCUGCCCACUCUUCCGGCAAAACGUGAUGAGCGCCGCCAUCGACAUUAUCUGCGAAAAUAUUCCCGAUCUGGAGGCCAUCAACCUGAAUGACAACUGCAUGACCAGCAUGGAGGCGUUCAAAGGCGUUGAGAAGCGUAUACCGAACCUCAAGAUCCUCUAUUUGGGGGAUAACAAGAUACCAUCAUUGGCCCACCUUGUGGUGUUUCGCAACCUGUCCAUCUUGGAACUGGUUUUAAAGAACAAUCCGUGCCGUUCUCGCUAUAAGGAUUCGCAACAAUUUAUCAGCGAAGUACGUCGCAAGUUCCCUAAACUACUGAAGUUGGAUGGAGAGGCCCUGGCGCCGCAGGUUACUUUUGAUCUUAACGAGUCUGGAAGAAUUCUCGAUACGAAGGCCUCCUUCCUGUGCGACAACGCCGGCGCCGAGGUGGUGCGCCAGUUCCUGGACCAGUACUUCCGCAUAUUUGACUCGGACAACCGGCAGUCCCUGCUGGAUGCCUACCACGAAAACUCAAUGCUCUCUAUAACGAUGCCGUCAGCCAAUCAGGCGGGAAGCCGCUUGAAUAGCUUCUGGAAGUUCAAUCGCAACCUGCGAAGAUUGGUGAACAGCGACGACCACCGCACCCGGCACUUGAAAUACGGACGUCUGGCCUGCGUUUCCACGUUGGACGAAUGGCCACGGACACUGCACGAGCGUCGCACCUUCACCGUCGAUCUGACUAUUUUCAAUACUUCAAUGAUGGUGUUUACCGUGACUGGAUUAUUCAAGGAGCUGAGCGGCGAAGCCAGCACUCCCGCCUCCAUGCAGUCGUAUGAACUGCGCCACUUUGCCCGCACCUACGUGGUGGUGCCGCAGAACACCGGCUAUUGCAUCCGCAACGAGACCAUCUUCAUCACGAACGCCUCGCAGGAGCAGGUGCGCGAGUUCAAGCGAUCGCAGCACCAGCCGGCUCCCGGGGCCAUGGCCUCGACUUCGGCAAGUGUCACGGCGACCAGCACGCAGCUGGCGACGGGUCUGCAGGGCCGUCUCAAUCCGGGCGGCAUUGGUGCGGUGGCUGGGGCGGUGGCCAUUCUACCGGCUGCUCCGCUGGCAUCCACCUCACCGGUGAACAGCGGCAGUGCCGCAGUCCCAGUAGCGGUUGCGCCUAGCGGCACAGCGGGCAUGCAAGAUGAAAACACCAAAAUGCAGAUGAUACAAGCCAUGAGUGCGCAGAGCCAAAUGAAUGUGCUAUGGAGCCGAAAAUGUCUGGAGGAAACGAAUUGGGAUUACAACCAUGCCGCCUUUGUGUUCGAGCAACUUUUCAAGGAAAACAAAAUACCACCCGAGGCUUUUGUCAAGUAAAUCUAAAAAAGUUGGACUAGUAGGAGUUGCUGAUGCUCCCGAUAAACAGAGCAAAGUGCCACGUACACAAAAUCAAAUGUUUUGUUUAUUUGUUUUCGUUUUGUAAUUAUUUUAUAAAUCAUUUGGAAUCACCCCUAAACUGUAAUAAACUGGGAAGUUGUGACCACAAACGGGCAGUAGCGAUUGUUAGCCCAGCUCUGCGGACAUUGUGCCACAACGAUUAUAGCCCUUUGAUAGGUAUAUUUAUCUCGCUUUAAGUUCCGUCCGCAGACCCGCUGGCCAACACUAGAACUUGAGUGCCAGGACGAGUCUGCGAACGGUUGCCCCUUAGAAUUAAGAAUUGUUUCUAGAACCCUAACCGAACCCACACACCGAAAAAAUAAUUUGUACAUCAAUGUUAUCAAAACAAAAGCAAAACAAAUUAUAGUUUAAGCCACCAAGGCUUUCCUGGCAAAUGCGAUGUAUGGAGUGCAUCUCUCGCCCUCGUUUUUAAUCCUGUCUGUCCCGCUUCUCAAGUAGCCUUAAAUUUUGAUAUAAAAAGACCAUCGAAUGAAUACAAACAUAAUUGAAAACAAGCGUUUAUUAGUAGGAAACUUGGACAAGCAAUAACAAUGACCAUUGUGUAAAUUUUGUAAUGAAUCAGAAACCAACAUUACUUUUUUUUCCUUAAUAGCAAAAACAACAUCUUCAAUUCAUGCUUAGCCGUAAGUCCAAUUAAAAUUAAGUGUGCGGUAUAUAGAAAUUAUAUAUAUAAAUAUUUAAGUGUAGAAUCGUAAAUAAAUUUAUUAGAAUCGAA
This is a messenger RNA of Drosophila rhopaloa, 3341 nucleotides long. RefSeq names its product nuclear RNA export factor 1 (gene sbr). The coding region runs from base 473 to 2545 and encodes 690 amino acids. The transcript is spliced from 10 exons. Gene Ontology annotation, molecular function: protein binding; RNA binding. Gene Ontology annotation, cellular component: nucleus; cytoplasm. Gene Ontology annotation, biological process: poly(A)+ mRNA export from nucleus. NCBI's taxonomy places the organism in Eukaryota, Metazoa, Arthropoda, Insecta, Diptera, Drosophilidae. The record is from RefSeq and is a predicted model, not a curated record.